AUGACAUCUUCAUCGGCUCUCAUCUACGCACCCUUAAUAUCGGAGAACGAAAAGGAGCAACGGGCCGGCGAAACACUCCAUCGACAGAGUCGGCGACGGCAAGAGCAAGUUGGGAGUGAAGCACAGAAACCGACCGGCAGACAUCCACAAAAUAGCAAAGAGUGGCAGCGAGCAAAGAAUUCGGGUUCCACAACGACAUCAUCCACAGGAAGCUACGGCGGUGGUCGUUGUUCUUCGGAGGCAACGACAGGAAGUUCACCUCGCGACUUUAUUUCGGGUCGCUUUUCGGAUCAUCCUAUAGAGAGUGAAUUCGAUGGUUUGAGUGAUGGAAAAUCGGAAUCCGAAGAACAGCCUGCCGAACUUGUUCCAUUAGGCAUGCGCACCUAUAGCUUGUCUGGUUGCAAAGCGCGUUAUCGUAAAAAGGCUCGAAGUCAUUUUGCAGAUUUCUACAAGCUAGUGGAUGAUCAUCUUGGAUCGGGAGCAUAUGCAAGUGUUAAAACGGGUAUCUCACUCGCAACUGGUAAAGAAUUCGCUAUUAAACUGAUUGAUAAACAUGAAGCGGGUCAUACACGCUCACGCGUUAUGCAUGAAGUUGAAACAUUUAAUCUAUGCAAAAAUCAUCCAAACAUCGUACAGCUUCAUGAGUGGUUCGAAGACCAUGACCGAUUUUAUCUGGUGUUCGAAAAAAUGCGCGGUGGUCCGCUCCUCGAUCAUAUUCAGCGCAAGAAGUUUUUUACAGAACAAGAAGCGAGCAAAGUAACAAAAGACAUUGCUACAGCUCUCAAAUUUUUACAUGAUCGAGGAAUUGCACAUCGCGAUGUGAAGCCAGAAAAUGUAUUGUGUUCAGACAUCGAUCGCGUAAGCCCUGUGAAACUAUGUGAUCUCGAUCUUGCAAGUAAAGCAAGUCCUCCAUCUCCACCGCGACUAACGAAUGUCAACAGUGAGCCAGAUUUAGCAAGCCCUGUAGGAAGUGCGGAAUUUAUGGCUCCGGAGGUAGUGGAUGCUUUUGUUGGUGAUGCACUUAAAUACGAUAAGCGCUGCGAUAUGUGGUCACUUGGUAUUAUUGUUUACAUCAUGAUUUGUGGUUAUCCACCGUUUUAUGGGGAAUGUUGGCGUGAAAACUGUGGCUGGGAUCAAGGCCUAGCUUGUAACGACUGUCAGGAAAGCUUAUUCAAACGCAUCCAACGGGGUCAGUUCGACUUUCCAGCGCCGGAAUGGGAGAACGUAAGUGAGGAAGCCAAGGAUCUCAUAUGCCAUCUGCUGGUUAAGAACGUGCGUCAGCGUUUCACUGCCGAUGAAGUAUUAAAGCAUCCGUGGGUGAAGAAUGGCGCACCAGAAACCAAACUGCAAACUCCAGGAAAUUUGUUCCGCAACGACAGCACUCGUGAUGUCCAUCAAAUGCAAGAGCAUUUCAAUGUGAUGAAUCGUUUUGUUGCAGCGCGGCUAAGUGCUCGGUUAGAACAAAGUGAACAUGAUUCUGAUGAAUCAGUCGAUGAACAACCAAUCUUAAGAAGGUCACCGAAGUACAAAAUAUUCGAAGAUAUUAGGGCAGGUAAAAAUCCGACGAAGUCAGUGGAGUUGAAGCAGCAGCCAUACAAUGUAAUCACAGCAAAAGUUGAAGCAACAUUCCGCGAGCAGUCAUCCAGUCCAAAUAGUGGUGUGUCAAAAACAGCGAAACAGAAUUCUGAAAAACAAAAUAAUGUUAAAAAAUUGGUGUUUCGUAAAGCUCCGAGUUAUGGACAUAGUGUUAUGCAAUGUGCCGCGCUAACGAUGCCUUUCAUGGGAGUCAACAACGUUGGCAGUCAGUAUCCCUUACACAUGUCGCAGAUAUCAUUGCCUUCACCAUUACAGUACGCAGACGGAGUACCGUUAUUACAGACUCCGCAUGUUAUUCCACCACCACCUUUCCAAUCGCCGGGUCAAGUUGUCAACAUGAAUGGGAUGAUUCUAUAUCCACGCAUAUUGCCGCAACCCAUCUAUGCUCCACAGCAGUUGUCACCGCAACAAAUGUUUCAUGUCGUUUCUCCGUCGUAUGUUGCAAGUACCGCUGUUCGUAUGGUACCCUACCAAUCACCUUAUGGCAACAACAACUUCCAUGAGGUAGAUAGAAGGCGAAAACCACAAUGCAACGGAAUGAUGCCAAGAGCUCAGCUGCAACAGUCAUUGGAUGGGCAAGUCCGACGAACGAUGGUAACUGUACGUUCUGCUGCAAAUCUCUCUAGACCAUCUUUCGGCGAAAAUCAUCCUCCUGAACAACUGGAAACUUGCCAAGGUGCUAUGGUCAAGCAGGAUUCAAAAACGGACUUGCAUCAGUGUCAGGCACGUGAAACUCAGGUUAACGUUUAG
Messenger RNA from Cercopithifilaria johnstoni, 2346 nucleotides. Lineage: Eukaryota; Metazoa; Nematoda; Chromadorea; Rhabditida; Onchocercidae. The record is from the annotation of a GenBank genome assembly.